UUUACGGCGAAGGCUCUAUGACUGACUGAAUCGGAUUGAACUGGAUCGAGUUAGGUAUCGUUCUUCUCGUUAUAUUCUAAGCUUUCUCCAGAGGUCUGUCUCAGCGCUGUAUGUUCUCCGAGCCGAUCGUAAUUGUAGCAGACAGCUGACGUGCGUAUUUGUAAAUAGCUAGGUUACCCUCGGACCGAUGACUGAUGUGUUUUAUUACGUUUAUCAUUGUUUUAGUGUUAAAAAUCAAAAGUAGUGAUAUACGUGGUGCAUUAUAAGAAGAUUUAAGUGAUUUUGAAGGGCUGGUUGAUGAUCCUGAAGAAAUCUAGUUGGGGAUCUCCAGUUUCUGUCAUGGCUGAUGAUAUGGUUCUAACGGCACGAGGUUCGUUGGUGGCAGCUGGAGGCUCACAAAAUACAGACUUAGGAGAUGAUGAUGAACAAUUAAUGCAACCACCAUCCUCAAUAAAUGUGCCACAGAAAGCCAGCUCAUCCACAGCACCACAAUCUGCAAUGCCUAUAUCUCUGCCUCCGUCUGCCGUAGACACCGGGCCGACCCUUACUGUUCAAAAUCUGGUCUGCACAGUGAAUCUGGACUGCAAGCUGGAUCUACAAAAGAUUAACUUCCGCACACGCAACUCAGAGUAUAACCCUCAGAGGUUCUGUGGCGUGGUGAUGCGAUUGAGAGACCCACGGGCCACGGCACUCAUCUUUAGCUCCGGCAAGAUCGUGGUGACAGGCACCAAACACGAGGAUCUCGCUCACCUUGCUACCAGGAAGUUCGCUAGGAUCAUCCAGAAACUCGGGUUUAAGGUGAGAUUCCUUAACUUCAAAAUUCACAAUAUGGUCACCAUGUGUGAUCUCCGAUUCCCAAUAAGGCUUGAAAAUUUGAAUCAGAUGCAUGGACAGUUCAGCAGUUACGAACCGGAACUGUUUCCUGCUUUGAUCUACAGAAUGGUUAAACCUCGAGUUGUUUUACUCAUCUUUGUCAACGGAAAACUUGUCAUAACAGGUGCGAAAAACCGAGAAGAAAGUCAAGAAGCUCUGGACAACAUGCACCCUAUUUUGAGAAGUUUCAAGAAACAAUAAAGGGUAUUUUUACCACAACAUUGCUUAGUUUUAUAAGCAACUUAAACUGUGAUUUUUACUGAGGUUCUGAAUCUUUUAAAACUGAAGAUUGAAAAUGUAUAUUUACUAUUUAUAUUUUAAUACUUUCGCAUGAACUUGUGAAACUUUUGUUGUACAAUUCUUUGUGAUACGAAAUCUACAAAGUGGUAAUUCAAAAUAACGUUUGCUAGAAAUAAAUGCUUUUGUAAGAUUCUAUAGAAUUCCAGUACAAAAAAAACAUCCAGGUAUCUAAAUUUUAUCGAAAUACAAUUUUAAUGAUCACUGAGUGAAUAAUGUAGAUGCCUGCCUCCCAUGUUUUUGUUCGUUUCAUCUGUUUUCCUCCCCCCUCCUAUGAUUUUUAGAUUUUCGUCCCCUUUCCUCCUGUUUAGCAUUCCUCCCUCACUUUUUACUUUCCCAUUCUAUUGCUUUUUUACUUUCUCCUACCCUUAUUUUUCCUUUUUUUCUCACCUUCUGUUUUUCCUUCCCCCCAGAUUUCUUUCGUGGCAUUCCUAGUUUCUCACAUUUUCCUCCCCUUUUUUUGCUCUAUAUUUCAGUGGAAACCGCAAGUGCAGGCCUAAAUAAUAGUAACAUUUUUUGUAAUUAAAGUUAAUUAAUUGUUUUUCCUAUACUUGUGACUUUUCUCCUUGUUCAAAAAAUGUACACAUUACAUUUUAGUUAGCGUUAAGUUAGAUUCAUUCAAACUCAUGUUCCUGUUCCUACAUUAUUUUUAGAUACAGUACUGUACAUUAUUUACACUUCUGAGUUGUGAUGUUUAGUUUCAAUGUACUGUAAAGUAACCAUGCUCUAGAACUUUAUUUAAAUAACUUUUAAAAUAUUUAUUUUAUUUUAAAUAACUGUGUUAAUGAAGUCUCCAGAACAUUGACCAUGUUAGUGAUAUGUGUAUAAUAUCACCUUAUUUAUAUUUAUUUUUAUGCUUUUGUAUGCAUUCUUGGUAAAAAUACCUCAAUAAGAUGUCUACCUCAAUAAUAAGUUUAAUUCAUUUCCAAAGCGAGUCCUGCUAUUUGCUACUAGGUUCUACUGUAUUGGAUAUCUGUCAAGAUAUCUAACUCUGAAACUUUAAAAAAUACAAUUUACUUGAUGAAAAUUAGAAGUCAAAACUGGUUGUUUUUAAGAAAUAUUCUAAACUGUUAAUAGUGAUAAUACCUGGGUAAUUUAUCUAAAUUUGUUAUUGUUGUGUUAUUUGCUGUCCUUGAACAUUUUUGUAAUAGAUUUUAUUUACAUUAAUAUACGUUUUAUGUUUGAUCUAACAAAGAUUUUAUUGUGAAAUCUGAUUUAACCCUUUGAGUGCCUCCGCGUCUCCCUUCGAGACGCACCAUUGUCGUAGCUUGAGUGCCAAGCGUCUCGGAGCGAGACGGUCAAGAUUACGUGAGAAAUGCCGGCGUUUCGGAGCGAGAUGCUCAGAUAAUCCACUAUCACAUUUCAAUAAAGCUGGCUGCAAAUCACACCAAAUGUGACAGAAGCAGGUUGGCAACAACUAUUUUGCUCUUUUACUGAACAAUGUAGCUGAGAAAUGUGGUCAACCAAUCAAAAACCACUACGCAAUAGUAGACGGCUUUACACAGCUGGUUCGUCUGUUGUUGUUUCGACUGUUUACGAUUUAGUAAAUGUUUGUUUACGAGUUGUUGUGGUUAUAGAAUUUCAGGUUAUGGUCAUGAAUUGUUGAAAAAUAUAUUUGAAACCUUUAAAAAGAUAGAAUAUCACAAGUUAUUUGUGAGGUUUGGUGAUAGUUUGUGGCUAUAAUCACAUAAAGUGUACCGGUAACUGGACUUGGUAACUUAGGCCUAUAGGUGCAUGAUUUUGUUUUGACCGUUUGCAUAUUUUGUGCAUGGCUUCUAAUAGUAUUCUAAUAGUAAUUUGAAUUAUAAACAUAAUAAUAACAACAUAAAAAUAAAAUACAGUCAAAUGUAAAAUGGUAUAGUUUUGUCCUUAACAUCAUAAGUCUUAGAGCACGAUUUAGGUUGUUUGCUGGGUAGGGCCUAGAAUUUUUCGAGACUUCUUUGUAGUAAAUAUUACAUAUUUUUUUGGACAUAUGUAAUAAAUACAUUUGUUAUACUGUACAUGGUUUCUCUUUAGUUUUUAAUGCUCUUAAAAUGAUUGUGAAAUUGAAGGUCAAAAAAUAAUUUUAAAUUAUGUUAUUUUAACUCAAACAUUGAACAUGAGGAUAAACUGCACCAUAUUUCUGUCCUGCCCAUGAAAAUAUUUUAUUUUUACUCAUGAAACCCAACUAAAGUUAGUAAUUUACAAUGCACGAUCUAAUAAUCCACAAAACAAAACAAAUUUAGGCCAAAAAUGUUAAUAAAUAAGUAUUUUAUGACGAUUUUCCUAAACACCUGCAUUUAUGUGUAGAAAUGGCCGGCAUUCCUAAAAGCAACACCACAUGUAGACCUGGCAAACCUCAAAUAAAAUUGUUUCAUCCGCUCGAGGCACUCAAAUGGUUAAAAAUUAGCCUUUGGAUAAAAAUAACUAAACUAACUGAAGCCCAAACUUCAGCAGUAAUCCAAAAAGUUAUUUCAAGACUGAUCAGUGAUCAACUUGUAUAUUAGGUUGCAAAUAAA
Molecule: messenger RNA, 3668 nt
Organism: Macrosteles quadrilineatus (aster leafhopper)
Lineage: Eukaryota; Metazoa; Arthropoda; Insecta; Hemiptera; Cicadellidae
Exons: 7
Coding region: 298-1074 (258 amino acids)
Biological process (GO): DNA-templated transcription initiation
Molecular function (GO): DNA binding; RNA polymerase II general transcription initiation factor activity
Source: RefSeq, a predicted model, not a curated record